CUAUUGUUGAGGCCCAUGCACAGGUUUGCAGAGAGCUUCAAAACUCACCCUAGAAGCACCCAACCCCCAACCAUGACCUGUUUGUCUGUGAAGAAAAGCCACUCACAGCUUUUCACAGUGGCGGGUUCAGGAGAACCAGUCAGUAUGCUGUUGGAGAGACAGGAGUUCCUGACCGACGCUCUGCCGGUGAGGCUGAUCGGGAUGAACUGCGAUAUGAUGAAGCAGUACAUCGAGUUUGUAGCUGACAGACUGCUGCUGGAGCGCGGCUUCUCUAAGAUCUACUGGGUGGAGAACCCCUUCGACUUCAUGGAGAACAUCUCUCUGGAGGGGAAGACCAACUUCUUUGAGAAGCGGGUUGGCGAGUAUCAGAGGAUGGGCGUGAUGUCGGGUCCCACAGACAACGCCUUCAGACUGGACGCUGACUUCUGAGCGCAGCGGCAGACCUCACACGCGCAUGCACGGUCAUGUGAUCGAACCCUGCA
Melanotaenia boesemani (Boeseman's rainbowfish) is the source of this 482-nucleotide messenger RNA. RefSeq names its product ribonucleoside-diphosphate reductase subunit M2-like. Lineage: Eukaryota; Metazoa; Chordata; Actinopteri; Atheriniformes; Melanotaeniidae. Gene Ontology annotation, cellular component: cytosol. The transcript is spliced from 8 exons. Gene Ontology annotation, molecular function: ribonucleoside-diphosphate reductase activity, thioredoxin disulfide as acceptor. Gene Ontology annotation, biological process: deoxyribonucleotide biosynthetic process. The record is from RefSeq and is a predicted model, not a curated record. Bases 16 to 429 code for a protein of 137 amino acids.